CUACCCCUAUCACCUCCUCUUCCAUCUCUCUCCUCAAAAAUCCUCCCCAUCCCUCUAGGGUUUCUGCAAAUCUGACCUCCAAACCACAAAACAAACGAUGCAUUCGGGUUUCGAAAACCCCGGCAUCCACAACCCGCCCCAACCCGAGAACCCGCUUCUACUCUCCAUGAACCCGACCCACAUCCUCGACCAAAUCCACUCCCUUCCCACAACUCACUACGCCGGGGGCUACUUCAAGCUCGGCCUCAACGAGAGAGGAGGAGGAGGAGGAGGAGAUGCUAAUUUGCUUCGUGGGAGUGAGCAAUACCAACUGCCCGAGGCCCGACAAUCUUCCCUCGGAAUGCUCCACUCACAAUUUUGGGAACCCCUUCCAGCGCAAGUAUCCAAUGAAAACAGUGAAUUGAGGCAGGGAGAAGCUCUAACGGCCUGUUUGGACGCCAAAAGUAGACUACACUUCAGCGAACUCGAAGCUAUAUACAAACGUGACACCACCCAAACAGCGCCUAACUCAUUAACACCACCACUGCCCGGGCUGCCCGCGGUCAACGAAGAGGAAUCUUCUAGAACGUUCAAGGAAGCGAAGAAGACGAAGAGGAGGAGGAAGAAAACGGCCGAUCCGGAGGUAAUGAGCCCGAUGGCGGAGUUCUUCGAGAAUCUGGUGAAGCAGGUGGUGGAUCACCAGGAGAAUCUGCAGAAGAAGUUCACGGAGGUGAUCGAUCGGCUGAGCGAGGAGAGGAGGGCGAGGGAGGACGCGUGGAGGAGCCAGGAGGUGGCGCAUUUCGAGCGCGAGGCGGCGGCGAGGGCGCACGAGAAGGCGAUGGAGAAGAGCCGAGAGGCGAUGAUCGUGUCGUAUCUGGAGAGGAUCACCGGCCAGAGGAUCGAUCUGCCGGCGUACGGAUCGAAUUGCGGCGGAGAGGAUGAGAUCCGGCGAGAUCUGGAUCGGAAUUGAGGAAAUGGCUUGAGCUGGUCAAAAUUGAGAUGCGCCUUUUUUUUUGAGCUUGAAAUGCAGGAGAAAAAAUUGGUGUUUGGAUUUUUGCUAGCUAGAAAUUUAGAUGAGAAAAUUUAACUUUAUUUGAGUAGUAUAUAGAGAGAGAAUUGAAGAACUGCAAAAGAGAGAAUCAGCUAGCAUGAUCACUAUGUUUCUUCUUCUCACAGAGAAUUAGGGUUUAUGUUUUCGAUUAAAAUAUUGCCCUAAUUAAUUUCUUUUCCAUAUCUAGUAACAUUGUUUUUUGGGAGU
Molecule: messenger RNA, 1237 nt
Organism: Salvia hispanica
Lineage: Eukaryota; Viridiplantae; Streptophyta; Magnoliopsida; Lamiales; Lamiaceae
Source: RefSeq, a predicted model, not a curated record